AUGGGCAAGUCGGGUGGGGGUGGCGGUGGCCGCGCUGGUGGUGGUGGUGGCCGUGCAGUGUGUAGUGGCCGCGCAAUGGGCGGUGCAAAAAUGUCGAGCUCAAAGCCUGCCAGUUCAAAUGCCAUAAAGGCCUCCAGCUCAAAGCCUACCAGCGCACAGGUGCACCGUGCCAAUCAAUUGAACCCUUGCCAUGCACUAUUUCAUCAGUCUCGGGGGCUAUCAGCCUCCGCAGCCAAAGAAGCCGCCGCAGCAACGCAGUCAGCAAAGAAGGCAGCUGCCCAGCCCACCUCCCAGGACACCAAUCGCGCGAAUCAGCUGAAUCCGUUCCAUGAGGCCUUUUGGAAGUCCAGAAAAAUUGAGCCUGGCAAAGUGGAGAUGGUGUACCAUGGCACCUCCAAAGAGAAUGCGGAUGCCAUCCUGAAGAAGGGCUUCAACCCUUCCAAAGAUGGACUACUCGGAAGCGGUGUCUAUGUCACCACGGAUCUCGGCAAGGCUUCUGCCUUCGCCGGCAGCGACGGCCGCAUCCUCCGCGCCGCGGCGAACCUGGGCUCGGUGCAGACGGUGGACGCGCGCAAGGCGCGGCAGGGCGGCUUCAGCGAAGUGGCGUGGCAGCGGAGCCAUGAUGCGGCCUAUGUGCCGCAAGGCGAGGGAGUGGCUAGGUCCAACCUCUUAUGGUCGCUGGGCAAAGUUCUGGUGAAGGAGGAGAUCUUCAUGGAACAGAUGGCAGCCAUGGCAAUUCCUCAAAUCGCCGAAGCACCCAGCACCCUCAGCCGGGUCCAAGGCGGAAUUCACACCACAAGCUCUAGCCAACAGGUGCCGCUCUGGGUGGUUCCAGCUUUCUUCGAAGGUCUCACCAUGACCACAUCAUCUAUCCCAGCAAAGCUGACAUCAGAUGAAACAGACAGCGGAUGA
Molecule: messenger RNA, 912 nt
Organism: Cladocopium goreaui
Lineage: Eukaryota; Dinophyceae; Suessiales; Symbiodiniaceae
Source: the annotation of a GenBank genome assembly